Molecule: messenger RNA, 1101 nt
Organism: Scomber scombrus (Atlantic mackerel)
Lineage: Eukaryota; Metazoa; Chordata; Actinopteri; Scombriformes; Scombridae
Gene: gnb5a
Product: guanine nucleotide binding protein (G protein), beta 5a
Exons: 11
Coding region: 16-1101 (361 amino acids)
Biological process (GO): G protein-coupled receptor signaling pathway; G protein-coupled dopamine receptor signaling pathway
Cellular component (GO): cytoplasm; heterotrimeric G-protein complex
Molecular function (GO): protein binding; signaling receptor complex adaptor activity
Source: RefSeq, a predicted model, not a curated record
GCACAAAGCAAAUAUAUGAGAUCCCCUCUAAUCCCUGAAAUGGCGACACAGGAGGUACAGCUGAAUGAGACCCUGGCCCAUCUCAAAACGGAAUCGGAGACGCUGAAGACGAAGCUGGAGGAGGAAAGAGCGAAGCUGCACGAUGUCGAACUACAUCAGGUGGCAGAGAAAGUGGAUGGUCUCGGCCAGUUUGUCAUGAAAACCCGAAGAACUCUGAAGGGACACGGAAACAAAGUUCUGUGUAUGGAUUGGUGUAAGGACAAGAGGAGGAUCGUCAGCUCCUCUCAGGAUGGAAAAGUGAUUGUGUGGGAUGCUUUCACUACCAACAAGGAGCACGCUGUGACAAUGCCUUGCACCUGGGUAAUGGCCUGCGCCUACGCCCCCUCUGGCUGCGCCGUAGCUUGUGGGGGCCUGGACAACAAAUGCUCCGUGUAUCCUCUGUCCCUGGACAAGAAUGAGAAUUUGGCUGCGAAGAAGAAAUCAGUGGCCAUGCACACAAACUACUUGUCUGCUUGUAGCUUCACUAACUCGGAUAUGCAGAUCCUGACAUCCAGCGGGGAUGGAACAUGUGCAUUAUGGGAUGUUGAGAGUGGGCAGCUGUUGCAGAGUUUCCAUGGUCACGCGGCAGACGUGCUCUGUCUGGAUCUGGCUCCCUCCGAGACUGGAAACACGUUUGUUUCAGGGGGCUGUGACAAAAAAGCCAAUGUGUGGGACAUGCGGUCGGGACAGUGUAUUCAGUCCUUUGAAACUCAUGAAUCAGACAUAAAUAGUGUUCGAUACUAUCCCAGUGGAGACGCAUUUGCAUCUGGCUCAGAUGACGCUACAUGCCGUCUGUAUGACUUGAGGGCAGACAGAGAAGUGGCUAUUUAUUCCAAAGAGAGCAUCAUAUUUGGCGUCUCCAGUGUUGAUUUCUCUCUCAGUGGCCGGCUACUGUUUGGCGGCUACAACGACUACACCAUAAACGUUUGGGACGUUCUCAAAGGAACGCGGGUGUCUAUUCUGUUUGGACACGAGAACCGCGUCAGCACGCUGCGUGUUUCCCCAGAUGGGACGGCCUUCUGCUCAGGCUCAUGGGACCACACUCUCCGGAUCUGGGCUUAA